AGAAUUGGAAUCAGAUACUGCUUGAAACCUUCCACCUACUUGUUGGUCUAUAUCAGCACCACUCACCACCACAAGCCAAGGCCACUUCCGCAGCUGUUCUACCCACUUGCUCCAUCAAUAUGGAAGGUGAGAAGGACCAUUCAAAUGAGAAAAAGCUGAGCAUGGUAGUAGGAGCAUGGGGAGGUGAUGGUGGAUCGAGUUGGGACGAUGGGAGUUACAGUGGGGUGAGAGGGAUCACAAUAGUUUAUGAUCGCUGCAUCGACUGGAUCCGUGUUGUGUACGAUAAAAAUGGCAAGCCAGUUACUGGCCAAAAACAUGGAGGCGUUGGAGGCAAUAAGACUGCAGAGAUCAAGCUGCAAUACCCAGAAGAGAUCUUGAUCAGUGUGAGCGGCCACUACUGUCCGGUGGUGCACGGUGGCAGCCCUGUAAUCCGAUCACUUACGUUCAAGAGCAACCGAAGAACAUUUGGGCCAUUUGGGGUUGAAGAAGGAACGCCGUUUUCUCUAUCGAUGGAUGGGGGCCAGAUCGUGGGUUUCCAGGGGCGAAACGGCUGGUACUUGGAUGCGAUAGGAUUCCAUUUGUCUCAAACACGAUCCACAAAACUAUUUGAGAAGGUUCAAAAGAAGCUUCAAAAGAUUGCAAGCAUGGCUAUCUCAGCACCUAAAGAUAGUGAAGCAACUCCUCGAGUGAAGAAGAACCGAUCAAUGAGACAGUGAAUUACCAUAGAUGCGUGUUAUCCUAUUGUAAGCUAUCUAAUGUGGUCUUAACCAAAUAAGUUCUAUACUUCGGGGUUUAUCUAUUUGAUCUUUUGGCUUCUGUAUGCUAUGAGAAAACAUAUUCGUGAGA
Messenger RNA from Vitis riparia (riverbank grape), 846 nucleotides. Its product is annotated as jacalin-related lectin 19-like. NCBI's taxonomy places the organism in Eukaryota, Viridiplantae, Streptophyta, Magnoliopsida, Vitales, Vitaceae. Gene Ontology annotation, molecular function: carbohydrate binding. The coding region runs from base 120 to 716 and encodes 198 amino acids. The record is from RefSeq and is a predicted model, not a curated record. The transcript has 3 exons.